UCUCUUUCUUUUUCCUCUCUUGUUUCAAGUUUGGUGCCAAGUUUGUUCCUUUGGAUAUAAAAUAAUCACUGCAAAAGCUACUCUACUUUGGGUUUUUCUUGCCUGCUUGAAUAGAGAUUGAGGUGCUUUCUGGGGUGUUGGAAUUUGGAGGAGAUGAAACAGAUAGGGUUUUAGGUUGUUUUUUUCACUUGGGGGUUUCAGAAAAAUGGGUUCUCAAGGUGGGGCAGUCCAAGAGGCACAGAGUGGUGGCUCUGGCUCCUUGGCUAGGCAAGGGUCAUUGUAUAAUCUCACACUUGAUGAGGUUCAAAACCAGCUUGGAAAUUUGGGGAAGCCAUUAGGAAGCAUGAAUCUUGAUGAGCUUCUAAAGAGUGUGUUUACGGCUGAGGCUGGAGGUUGUGGUGGUGAUGGUGGUGGUGGUCAAGCCUCUUCUGGAUUGGGUUCUGGGACUGAUGCUAACAUUCAGCAGCAGCAUGCUCAGUUAGCUUCGGUUUCAUCCCUGAAUCGACAAGGGAGCCUAACUGUUUCUGGAGAUCUUAGCAAGAAAACCAUUGAUGAGGUUUGGAGAGAUAUGCAGAAAAAGAAGAGUGGUGGAAACAGUAAUAAUAAUGAUAAGAAAACUCAGGAGACACCGCCGACAUUUGGCGAGAUGACCCUGGAGGAUUUCUUGGUGAAAGCAGGAGUUGUUGCAGAGUCUUUUGCUACUGAGGAUAAUGCUAUGUCAAGGGUUGAUUCCAAUGUGGCUUCUCAGCACAAUGUUUCUGAUCAAGUACAUUGGAUUCAAUACCAAAUCCCAUCAGUGCAGCCGGCACCGCAUCUCGCAUAAUUUGUGGUGAAUCCGGUUCUGGAUGCUGGAUACACUGAGACAAUGGUGACUAUGUCGCCAUCUUCUUUGAUGGGUACAUUAUCAGAUACCCAGACUCCGGGUCGGAAAAGGGUUGCCUCUGGUACUGUUGUUGAGAAAACUGUGGAGAGGAGACAGAAGAGGAUGAUAAAGAAUAGGGAAUCUGCUGCGCGGUCGCGUGCUAGAAAACAGGCUUACACACAAGAACUGGAGAAUAAAGUUUCCCGUUUAGAAGAAGAAAAUGAAAGGCUUAGAAGACAGCAGGAGAUAGAGAAGGUGUUGCCAAGUGAGCCACCACCGGAGCCCAAGCGUCAACUUCGCCGGACGAGUUCGGGACCCCUUUGAAUGCCCUCACUGUGUUCUCAUUUGCAAAAUAUAUAUAUUCGACACUAUAGUUUGCACAGUUAGAAGGGUGGUUUUGUCAUUAUGGUAGUUCUGCUGUUAGUUCUCCUAAGCAUGCUCAUUUGUAAGAGUGUUUUUCUUGAAUGUACAUUUCAUAUAAGCCAAACUUUAAUUUACCAAGCACUAUAAAAUAUACUUUACUCUAAUUUUGGACACAUUGUGGCAAUGUGACUUCACAAAAAAAGGUUUCUUUCUUUGUUAUCUUUGUGUUGUGUGUGGUGCAAAUUAUAAUCAAUAUAUAGUUGCAUUUUGUUUAAA
Messenger RNA from Arachis ipaensis, 1501 nucleotides. It is a transcript of the gene AREB3, whose product is annotated as ABA-responsive element binding protein 3. Gene Ontology annotation, cellular component: nucleus. The record is from RefSeq and is a predicted model, not a curated record. Lineage: Eukaryota; Viridiplantae; Streptophyta; Magnoliopsida; Fabales; Fabaceae. Gene Ontology annotation, molecular function: DNA-binding transcription factor activity. Gene Ontology annotation, biological process: positive regulation of DNA-templated transcription.